Molecule: messenger RNA, 1114 nt
Organism: Caenorhabditis elegans
Lineage: Eukaryota; Metazoa; Nematoda; Chromadorea; Rhabditida; Rhabditidae
Gene: T06D8.9
Product: Store-operated calcium entry-associated regulatory factor
Biological process (GO): regulation of store-operated calcium entry
Cellular component (GO): endoplasmic reticulum membrane
Source: RefSeq, marked reviewed
AUGAUCUCUCGAUUUACAACGAGUUUCCUUUUAUGGAUGCUUCUGGUGUUCACAGUGGUAUUCUUCGAAACUUCUGCGGCCUCUGACAAAGUUCUUCUUCGCGAUGUAUCAGCAAUUACUCUACACAAAGGAAAAAUGACGACAGGACGACGAGUUUCUCCAACCUUCCAGUUGAAGUGUGUCGGUGGAUCCGCGAAAGGUGCCUUCACCCCAAAGGUGGUUCAGUGUGCAAAUCAAGGUUUUGAUGGUUCGGAUGUGCAGUGGAGAUGUGAUGCAGAUUUGCCACAUGAUAUGGAAUUCGGAUCCAUCAGUGUUUCAUGUGAAGGAUACGAUUACGCAGAGGAUCCAUACAUCCUGAGAGGAUCUUGCGGGUUGGAGUAUGAGCUCGAGUACAAUUCUGCGAGCGGUAACAGAUCAGUUUCUCGAAAGUCAUCCCAGGAUCGAUGGGAUCAGUUCGCCACGUUCGUCGUCGUCGCCUUCAUCGCCUACAUUAUCUACGCGAUGUGGACUAACAGAAAUCAGAACCCAGAAAGCUCUGGCUACACUUCUGGUGGAUCAGGAGGUCCUGGAGGCCCAGGAUCCGGCGGAGGAGGUGGUGGUCCAGGUGGUUAUCCAAGUGCUCCUCCACCAUAUGACGACUACUCCAAGCCACCGCCAUAUGGGUUCCGUGGUGACUCGCAAUCUGGAGGUGGAUGUCAGGGAAGUUCUAGCGGAGGAGCAAGUGGCAGUGGCGCCAACAAUGGUGGAUCGUUUUGGACUGGAGCAAGUCUAGGAGCCAUUGGAGGAUACCUGGCAUCCAGCUUCCUCAACAAUAACAAUGCCUACGCCCGUCCACGAUACAACAGAGGAUUCUUCCAAGACACAGGCUUCUCAAGUUCCGAUUCCUGGUCAUCACCUUCUACUUCAUCAAUGCGCUCAAGUUCUGGUUACGGUGGCACCACGAGACGAUAGUUUCCUUAUUGAGAUCCAAGAAGUACGGGUGCAAACAAAACUAGUUUUGCUUUUUCUUUGUCUUGUCCAUCUUUUCGAUAAAAUCGAAUGUACAUUAGCUAGUUUAAAAAUCGUCGUUCCGUUUAUUAUCUGGCAUUGCACUAACGAAUAAAGUUAUAAUAAU